AUAAAAAAAAGUGAAGUGCAUAUGUAUAUAUAUAUGCAAAUGAAAAAACUGUUUUAUGGAAUUAAAUGAAAAUAAUUAUUCAAUGCCGCCAAAAAUGGAUGAUGCAAAUGUGACUCUAAAUAGUGGUCAAAUGACGGUGUUCCAAACAACGAAUGUGAACGAGUUCAACCCUAAUGUGGAAUCUUGGGAAGUGUGGAAAGAGCGCCUUGAAAUCCAUUUCUGUGAAAUUGGUUGCACAGAGGACAACAUAAAAAAAUCGAUUUUGUUGAAGUCGAUUGGUGCAGUGCCGUAUAAAGUGCUACAUAGUUUAUGCAGCCCUGAUUCCCCUGUUCGUAAGACGUAUGAUGAGCUGUGUGUGAUAUUGGACACACAAUAUACUCCACCAACGAUCGUUUUUAGUGAGCGGAAGAAGUUUUAUGUGGCAGUUAAGAAUGAUGGCGAGUCUGUUGCUGAGUGGUAUGCUCGUGUGAAGACCCUAGCACUUAAUUGCAAAUUUGGAGCCCAUUUAGAUGCAUUCAUCUUAAACCAAUUUGUAAUGGGUUUGCCAAAUUUUAUGUUCGAGAGGCUAUGUGAGGAAGAUGAAACUCUAACGGUGCAAAGUGCGUUGAGAAAAGCUAUGAUAUUGGAAACAAAAAACAUGGCGAAAGUAGCAGAAAGGGAUCAAAGUUCAGUAAACUUUGUUAACAGAUCGAAGCCUUCGAGAAAAAAUGGCGGUGGUGGUAACAGCGGCAAUAGUUAUGGCGGUAACAUAAGUGGUGGUGGCAGCAGCGGUGGUAGCGGUAGCAGAGGCAGUGGCAGCAGAGGAAAUUUUGGUGGCAGCAGAGACAAUAACGGCGACGGUGAAAGAAAAUCAUCGUGCUCUCAUUGUGGUUGGCGUAACCAUAGCUCGCAGUCUUGUAAAUACAAGAACAGCAAGUGUCAUUCCUGUGGAAAAAUUGGCCAUUUGGCAUCUGUUUGCUACAAUAAAAAGAGAAGUGUUAAUUACGUUUCUAAUGACACUAGUGAAGAUUAUGUUGAUAAUGAUGUUUUCAAUUAUUCUAUUUUUAGUGUGGCUGAGCGAGGUUCUAGUGACGUGUAUUCCCUUCCAGUAAUAAUUGAUGGUGUCAAAUUGAAUGCUGUGUGUGAUACAGGUGCGCCAUGUACAUUGUUGCCUUUGUCGUUUUAUGAAAACAACGAUGUUAAGAAGGUUCUUCGUUCAUGCCAUGUACCAUAUGUGGAUUAUAGCGGAGACAAAUUGAAGCUGGUUGGUGAAUAUGAUGCCUCAAUUACUUUUGAAGGUAAAACUAAAUCUGUAGUUGUUGUUGUUGUUGAGUCAUCGAAUCCCCCAUUACUUGGACGUUCGUUUUUACGUGCUUUCAACUUUGAAUUGCUGCAAGUGAACAAUGUAAAUUGCCCAAAUUUAAAUUCCGUGAUCGAGCAGUUGAGAAUGGAGUUUUCUGAGGUUUUUGAGGAAAAAUUGGGUGAAUAUAAUAUCAAUGCUGUUUCACUGAGGGUUGCUGAAAAUGCAACACCUGUAUUUUGUAAACCAAGGCCUGUCCCUUUGGCUUGGAAAGACAAGAUUGAGGCGAAAUUACGUGAUUUAAUUGCGACUGGUGUGUUGGAACCAGUAGAUAACUCCGAUUGGGGUACACCUUUAGUACCAAUUUUGAAACCAAAUGGCGAUUUUCGCAUUUGUGGAGACUAUAAAGUCACAAUUUAUAAGUUUUUGGAGGAUUUCAAGUAUCCUUUGCCUCGGAUUGAAGAAAUUUUUGCUUCUUUGGAGGGUGGUGAACUUUUCACUAAACUUGAUUUGUCGAAUGCCUACAAUCAACUUGUUCUUGAUGAGGAUUCCCAACUGUUGUGUGCGUGGAGUACGCACAUUGGAACUUUAAAAGUAAAACGUUUACCUUUUGGUGUUAAGACAGCAGCAGCUAUUUUUCAAAAAACUAUGGAAAAUCUAUUUAGAGGAAUUCCAUAUGUUGUAGUAUAUCAAGAUGAUAUUACAGUCACUGGUAAAAAUAUGCAGGAACACAUAAGUACGUUGCGUUUGGUUCUACAAAAAUUACAAAGUUCUGGAUUAAAACUGAAUUUAAAGAAGUCUGAAUUUUUCAAAUCCAAAAUAUCGUAUUUGGGUUUUAAUAUUGAUAAAAAUGGACUUAGCAAAAAUAAUGAUCGAAUUUCGAGCUUAAUUUCUGCCCCGAUUCCUACAAAUGUUUCGGAAUUAAGAGCUUUCGUUGGUAUGGCGAACUAUUAUUCCAGAUUUAUUGAGAAUUUUGCGCAAAUCAUGUCUCAUUUUUACCACUUGUUGGGUAAGGGCGUUCCGUUUGUCUGGUCGGAUGAUUGUCAGCAGGCGUAUGAUUUGAUUAAAAAGUUUGUAACUCCAGAUCGGGUUCUGGUCCAUUUCAACCCUGAAUUACCAAUAAUAUUAACAACGGAUGCUUCGAAUAGUGCAGUAGCAGGAAUUUUAUCUCACCAAUUUUCGGAUGGUCUCAAGCCCAUUGCUUUUGUUUCAAGAGCAUUAUCAAAAAGUGAGAAAAAUUAUAGUACACUUGAAAAAGAGGCGUUGGCGAUUGUGUUUUGUGUAACAAAACUCAAACAGUAUUUACUUGGAAAUACUUUUGUACUAAGAACGGACCAUCGUCCGUUACUUGCAAUUUUUGGUGCAAAUAAAGGUUUGCCUAUGAUGGCCUCAGCACGUAUGCAGCGCUGGGCACUGAUUUUAUCCGGUUUUAAUUACACCGUUGAACAUGUUAAGGGAGUGCAAAAUGAAGCUGAUGCUAUUUCUAGAAUGCCCCAAAGAAAUUUUGAGAGCAAUAAUAUUGAAUAUUCCUAUAUAAAUUUCAUAGAAAAUGAGGAAAAUUUCAACUUGAAUUUCAAGACUGUAUCUCGUGAAACGAGACGUGACACUGUUUUGUCAAAAGUAGUAGAAUGUAUUGCAAGUGGAACCCUGCACAAUUUAAAAGAAGAUUUGUAUACGCCAUAUCGUGAAAAAGAUACACAACUUUCUGUCGAAAAUGAUUGCGUUCUGUGGGGAUACAGAAUCGUAAUUCCAGAGAAACUGAGAUCUGCAAUCUUAACAGAAUUACAUCGUUCCCAUUUGGGAAUUGUAAAAACAAAGGCUUUGGCUAGAUCGUAUAUAUGGUGGCCUGGUCUUGAUAAAGAUAUCGAAGAUUUAAUCAGGAAUUGUAUUCAUUGUCAAAAAUUGCAAUCCAGCCCGGAAAAGAGCAGCCUAAUUCCAUGGGUGCCUGAUGGUUCUGUGUGGAGCAGAAUACACAUUGAUUAUGCUGACCCGAUUAAAAAUUUUCAUUUCUUCAUUAUCAUCGAUGCUUUUUCAAAAUUCGUCGAAGUAUUUAAAACCAAAGAUUUAACAACUGCUUUUACAAUUAGAAAGCUGAAAGAACUGUUCUCACGCUAUGGUUUGGUUGACACGCUCGUUAGUGACAACGGACCACAGUUCACAUCAUAUGAAUUCAAGAAUUUCUUGGCCUUAAAUGGUAUAAAACAUGUCUUGACUCCUCCGGGACAUCCGUCCACAAAUGGUCAAGCAGAAAAUUUUGUCAAAACUUUUAAAAAGUCUAUUUUAGCAAAUUUAGACCAAAACAAAGAUGCCAAUUUGGAUCAAAUAUUAUGUCGUUUCCUAAUGGAUUACAGAAACAUGAAACAUUGCACAACAACUGAAUCUCCAGCUAUGCUGUUCUUUGGCAGGAAACUGAAAACCAGAUUUAGUCUUCUAAAACCCCCAACAACAAAACAAAACAUACUUAAGUCUCAAGACAACAACAUAGUUCAUCACAACGGUAAUCGCAAAGAGUUUUUUUUUGAAGGUGAAACUGUGUUAGUACGCGAUUAUCGAAAUCCAAAUAAACCUAGUUGGACUAAGGCAGUAAUUCAACGGCAACUAGGUCCACAAUCUUACUCCUGUGUUUUGUCUCACAACAACAACGUCAUCAAACGUCAUCUUGAUCAAAUUCGUGGUCAUAAUCUAACACAACAACAACAGCCAAUCGAGCAACCAACAACAACUAAUAACAACAACACAUCAUCAUCUGAACCUGUUCCUAUGCAAAUGAAUGAGGAUGUUUCACUCACUAGAAUGGAGCUCAGACCACGAGAGGGAGGUAGAGUUGUAAAGAAAUAACUCAAUUACAAUUUUCUAUGUAUUUUCAAUAUAAAAUCAUUUAUUUAUUAUCAGCUUUAGGAGGAGCAUAUAGAGUAUUAAUUGUUAAGUACCACUCUAAUACACAAUUAUACAUUGUACAUAAAUCUUAACAUUCUAACAUCUUAACACUCUCUCUCAUAUCUGUUGUCAUAAGUUGAUGUAUCUCAUAGACACAUACACACAUACACCUGUUUAUACAUAUAUUUAGUACUAAGCUCUCAUUAGUAGUUCUUGCAGCUUUGAUUUGCAAU
Messenger RNA from Stomoxys calcitrans (stable fly), 4389 nucleotides. RefSeq lists its product as uncharacterized. Gene Ontology annotation, biological process: DNA integration. Gene Ontology annotation, molecular function: nucleic acid binding; zinc ion binding. The record is from RefSeq and is a predicted model, not a curated record. The transcript has a single exon. Lineage: Eukaryota; Metazoa; Arthropoda; Insecta; Diptera; Muscidae. Bases 56 to 4117 code for a protein of 1353 amino acids.